AUGCUUGGCGUGAUUACCGAUCUCGCUCGUGCCAAGCGCUCAAACUGCCGUCUUAGGAACCUCGCCAUCUAUGCUGUAUGCUUUAACGGCAUUAUAGCGGAAAUAUCUACAUCUCUCACGGAUCUCGUCGUCAUCCUAAAUGAAGACCGAUUUAUUGACACUGCAAAGAUUGACCGAACCAUCGUUCACUCCACAUCUUCAACGCUUUAUCCCGGUGCAAUUCCGCGCUAUGGGUGGACUAAUGACAUCCAUAUCAUAUUCCAUGCUAAUGGCACGCUUUGCAUAGGAGGAACCCAACACAUCGGCCAAGCAUUCUUUGACCAAGACCUCAUCACCACCGUCGAGGAGACCUCUCCUUACAACACCAAGACCAUUGAAGUCAAAGAAAACGCCGAUGACUAUACAUUCGGUGAUGACCUCUAA
Messenger RNA from Guyanagaster necrorhizus, 423 nucleotides. RefSeq lists its product as uncharacterized. Lineage: Eukaryota; Fungi; Basidiomycota; Agaricomycetes; Agaricales; Physalacriaceae. The record is from RefSeq and is a predicted model, not a curated record. Gene Ontology annotation, molecular function: oxidoreductase activity, acting on single donors with incorporation of molecular oxygen, incorporation of two atoms of oxygen; iron ion binding. The transcript has 4 exons. The coding region runs from base 1 to 423 and encodes 140 amino acids.